AUCGCCCGCAGGACCACCGCAAAGCCUAUCAAAGCAUUCGCCCCCGCCUUCAAGGACGAUCUCAAGGACCCCAAGGUCGUUGACUUCGCCAUUACCCACAUACCCUCCUCCGCAUUCAAGGGGAAUAUCCGAGCCCUCCUCCGCGACGAACCUGACGACGACGACGAACAGCGGACGAUCAAUCAGACCUCCUACCUCCGCUACCAGCCAGCUUUCCUCUCCAUCGAGACCAAAAAGGGCUACAACGACGAGCCGGAUGCGAACUUCAAGCUUGCGAUGUGGACAACGGCAUGGCAGGUGGGGAUCUCUCGGUUCACAAGACCAGGAACAGUAUGCACGCCAUUGCCAGGCAUCAUCGUAUAUGGACAUGUGUGGGAGCUGCAGUGGGCGGUGGAUACUGAAGACAUGGUGUACUUCAUCAAGCAUCCGGAGCCUAUUGGCAAUACUGCGACGAUCGCUGGGUGUUAUCGAUUGCUGGCGGCGAUACGGUACCUGGUUUCGGUGUGGUCGGAGGAGGUCUUCCUGCCCUGGUUCAUGGAGAAGGUGAUUGGGGAAGAAGAGUAG
Trematosphaeria pertusa is the source of this 564-nucleotide messenger RNA. RefSeq lists its product as uncharacterized. The annotation marks the transcript as partial. The record is from RefSeq and is a predicted model, not a curated record. The transcript has a single exon. NCBI's taxonomy places the organism in Eukaryota, Fungi, Ascomycota, Dothideomycetes, Pleosporales, Trematosphaeriaceae.